AUGCCUGCGCAAGUCGUUGCUGUACAGUCCGCGCGAUGGAGUUUUGUGAUGUACGCCAUUAUCGUUUUUUCUUUUUUUGGUUUCACGACAGAAGCAAAGAAGAGCUACCGUGCUGUGGCAGGCUUUCUUACUAGCUGCUUUAGUAUCUUCGCGGUCUUCAAAGGUCGAAGAAUGAGGCAACAACGUUUUCUUGAUCGUCGCAUAUCCGUACACACUCCCAAAAUAUCAAAGCGUCAUCCACAUACAGUAUCAACUUUCGACAGUCUGCAAAGUACAUCACGCCACUCAUGCUCACCUGAACUGUCCGAUCCGCAAAUGGGAUCUAAUCUGGGCCUACGUACCGAUACUACAGACUCUCCGGAGGACGACGGAGGUGCACAGUAUGCGCACUUCGAGAUGUCGGUACUCGAGCAUCCUGAACCCGUAAUGGACAUUGUAUCCGUUUUACGUCGCCACCCAUCCGAUACAAACCCGGUUUGA
Molecule: messenger RNA, 480 nt
Organism: Serpula lacrymans var. lacrymans S7.9
Lineage: Eukaryota; Fungi; Basidiomycota; Agaricomycetes; Boletales; Serpulaceae
Exons: 2
Coding region: 1-480 (159 amino acids)
Source: RefSeq, a predicted model, not a curated record